Messenger RNA from Aspergillus fumigatus Af293, 996 nucleotides. RefSeq lists its product as uncharacterized. The record is from RefSeq and is a predicted model, not a curated record. Lineage: Eukaryota; Fungi; Ascomycota; Eurotiomycetes; Eurotiales; Aspergillaceae.
AUGUGGGUCGGAUCGGCCACAGUUGAGGACAAUACAUACGGAUACCAUACUGAUAUACGGCAGGCACUUGCAUUUGCGGCACAGUGUACUAUGACAGUGAGUGUCUCAUACGGCCUUGGGUUACACCAGGGUCAGCUUUCGCACCAGCAGAUUGUUGCCAGCAACUACUGGAGCUGGAUCGCUCAAGUUCUGGCCAUUCUUGAUCUGGCCAUCGCCCGGUGUGCAGUCAUCGCUUUCCUCCUCGCCUUGCAAAUGCAUACCCACCGCAACGGCCGCUGGGCACUGCUCACGGUGGGUGCCCUUCAAGGACUGAUCAAUGUCGCCGAGAUUGGGGUCAUCUUCCAUCAGUGUGAUCCCCCUCGGCGAUUGUGGGAUAUGGACGUUCCAGGGACAUGCAAUCUAAUCGAGACCUGUUUGUAUAUCGGAUACGCUCAGGGUGGAAUGGGUGCACUCGCGGACCUCUUUCUUGCCUGUUAUCCGGUCUAUAUUAUCGGACGACUUCAGCAGAUGAGACUUUCCGUCAAGGUUGGACUAUGCUUGUUGAUGAGCGGAGGUGUCAUAGCAGGAAUCGCCGGCAUCAACAAGACAGUCGCCAUAUCCACCAUCGCCGAAACCGCCGACCAGACGUACGCCAUCGCCAAACUAAAUACCUGGGUGCUGACAGAGAUGUGGUUUAUUCUCGUCUUUGGGUCAAUUCCGGUCCUGCGCCCCUUCUUCGUGCGGUUCUCUCAGAGCAUCAAAUCGGUCGCCGGAUACUCGGGUUCGCGCAGCCGCACUCAUACCGAUGGCGAUCGUCGGGGGAGUCGUCCCAAUAACGAGACAUGGAUAAGCCUCGAUGGCCAGCAGCGUAGUCCCUGGAUUGCUAAUGGGCCUCGUACGAAGAAGGGAGUGUCCGGGGGGAUCCAUGGAGGCAGUGAGGAGAACAUCCUGUCCGCGACGUAUCCUGAUCAGAUCGUUGUUACGAAGAGAACUACUGUGAUGGAGGAGCCUCGCUAG